AUGGCCCAGUCCAAGCCCGUAGAUGUGCUUGUGCUUGACGCAGCACCAUUGAUCACACAGAGUGCAUCGGCCUUACAACAACACGCCACAAAGUUCUUCACCACUCCCGGAGUUUACGGUGAACUUCAGGAUGAGCACACCAGAAACCAAUUACUUCUCUGGGCAGAAGAUUUGAUAGUCAGACAACCUAAGCAAGUGUAUGUUGACAAAGUUAGCAACUUUUCCAAAUUGACUGGUGACUUCUCCGUCUUAUCCUUGAACGAUAUACACAUCAUUGCUCUCGCAUACGAGCUUGAGUAUGAAAAGAGUGGAGACAAGGACUUGAGAAAGUUCCCAGGUGAAAAGCUCGCUUCAGACAACCAAGAAGAGCAACGUCCAAGAAGAGAGUACGUGAGACGUGAAGAGGAGGACGUCGAGGAGGAGCCUGAGGAGGAUGACGAUGGGUUUCAGACAGUCAAGAAGAAAAACAGAGUUUCCAGAAAAUGGAGGAACAAGAACAGACAGAACGAACAGAACAGGGAAAUCCAGAAUGAAGAGUCUCCGAAGGUUGAAGAAACUGCAGAACCACAACCAGAAUCUAACCAGGAACCCAUCCAGCCUGAAGGUGGAGAAGGUGAAGAGGAUAUGGAAAAGUCAAAUCUCACUGAGGAGUACAACGAGGAAGACGACGAUGGAGACUGGAUCACUCCCGAAAAUUUGCAGGAAGAAAUCAUUAAAGAUAACAAUGAGAGUGUCCAAGAUAUCCAACAACAAGAGUCCAUCCCCGUUGCCCUUUCCACGGGAGACUUUGCAUGUCAGAAUGUCACCAUGCAAAUCGGACUUAAAUUGAUGAACUACAUGUCCGGUAAGCAGAUCCGCAGAGUAAGAAACUACAUGUACAGAUGUCAUGCGUGCUUCACAAUGAUUCCUAUGCCCAAAUCGGGACAACCCAAGCACUUCUGUCCCAAAUGUGGAGGUAACACUUUGCUUCGGUGUGCUGUCUCCGUGGACACUGCCACUGGAAAGGUGACUCCACACUUGAAGAGAAAUUUCCAGUGGAUCAACAAGGGCCAGGUUUACUCGUUGGCAUCUCCACUCAGUAAAAACUCGCAGAAGCAGCAGGGAAACAAGGGUUACCAGCAUAACAAGGAAAACCGUCACAAAAAGUUGCAGGAUCCGGUUAUUCUCAGAGAGGAUCAGAAGGAGUAUGCACAGGCACUCAAGGACGAUGCAUGGCAAAGAAAGAAAAACGAGAAGAUGCUUCAAGAGUGGAUUGGCGGAGGCAGUGCUGAUAACUUUAUUUCUCCAUUCGGAUCGCAACAGAGACACAGUGGAGUCAAGGUUGGAAGAGGAAGAGGAGCCAAUGCAGUUAAGGGAAAGAAGAAGUAA
Sungouiella intermedia is the source of this 1368-nucleotide messenger RNA. The record is from the annotation of a GenBank genome assembly. NCBI's taxonomy places the organism in Eukaryota, Fungi, Ascomycota, Pichiomycetes, Serinales, Metschnikowiaceae.